AUGCAAUUUCACCUUCACGAUGGACUGUUAUUCAUAUGGUGCUUGACAGCAGCUGCUAAUGUGGUGGCCCGAAAACCUUCAAACACCACGGAGGUAAUUCCAUCCCCGCUGGUUGUUCCUGCAAGCCAAUACUGGGACGGGGUCGACGGACUAUGGAGUAGCUUUGCUCUCAGAAUUGGAACUCCUGCCCAGGAUGUACGAGUACUCGCGUCGACAAACUCCCCCGAAACUCUGGUAGUGUUGCCACUUGGAUGUACAUCCCUUGCGAUAAACCCGGUGCCAAAUGGUUGUGCAAGCUCCCGCGGAGGACUUUUCAAUCCUAAUACAUCGUCUACAUGGCAGGAUCAGGGUCUAUUUGGGAUUAAUGGAGACGGGGUGGGGUUGGAGGAGAAUCUAGGGUACUCACAGGCUGCUGAUUAUGGACUGGAUACGGCCGGGCAGAACGCUCAACUCAUCUUCGGCGGAUAUGAUUCCUCGAGGUUUGUUCCGAACUCUGCUUCAUUCACCUUAAACCAAGACAUUGACCGUGAUAUUGUAAUUGCUAUCCAAUCCAUCACUUACAGCGGAACCACCCAAUCAACCCUUCUCUCCACUCCGACGUUUGCUUUCAUUGAAUCAACGGACCCAAACAUUUGGCUUCCCGAUUCUGCGUGCAAAGCAUUUGAACAAGCAUUUGGUAUCGCAACCGACAAAGCAACGGGUCUUUAUCUCAUCAACGCCACACAGUAUAUUCAACUUCAAGCAAAAAAUCCCCAAGUCACAUUUAUCCUGUCAAACAGCUUGUCUGGAGGGGAGACUGUCAGCAUAGUCCUACCAUUCAAUGCACUCGCCUUACCUGCUUCUCCACCUUUCACUCCAAAUAAUACGUAUUAUUUCCCUCUGAAGAAAGCUGCAAAUGAUUCGCAGAAUACUCUUGGGAGAGUUUUCCUCCAAGAAGCGUAUCUAACAGUCGACUACGAACGAGGUAACUUUUCGGUCAGCCAAUGUGUCUGGCAAGACGGGGCUCCUGAACGGAUAAGCGCCAUUCUAUCACCUGCAUAUAUAAACAGCUCAUCUACCACUACAUCGUCUAAUUCAGCAUCAAAACCUGUCGGAGCUGGCAUCAUCGCUGCUGUAGUGAUUGCGGCAAUCGUCGUUCUCGCACUAGCAGCAGGACUAGGCUAUUUUGUUUCACGGCGACGUCAACGUGACCGACCAACCUCCACUGCUCCUACCGAAGACAUCGGCCUCACGAACCUAGACAAAGACAACAAUGAUAUCAAAACUGAAUCCUUGCCCGAUGAUCCCAACUCUUUGUACCCACCUUACAAAAAGCUCGAUUACCCUAGCGGGGUACAUCGCGAAGAGCAACCUGACGGCGAGCUUGGAACUCAGGGAGAAAUCUAUCAAAUGCCGACGACGGAGUAUGGAGAAAGAGAUUACUUUACGGCUCUGAAUAGAAUCGAGUCCGAAAGAAGGGCGGCAAUCACGCCACAGAUUGAUGGGAGGAGUAUGGUGUAUGAGUUGCAUGGGAGUGAGCCGAUGCCGGCGGAGAUGGAUGAUGAGAGUAGUCGGAGGGGUUUGAGCCCGAUGCUGACUCCGAGGACGCCGGUCACGAGGGAGAGCUCGAGAGCUUCGAGCCUGGGGCCUGUGAGUGAUACUUUGUAGAAAUGCUCUGGAGAGCUUGGAUGGGGCGUUAAUGGUCUUCUUUGAGCAGGUAUCGGGGAAGAUUGGUUGCAUUAGGUUGGAGCAUAGUUCGUGGAAUAAAU
This is a messenger RNA of Hyaloscypha bicolor E, 1748 nucleotides long. Its product is annotated as acid protease. Bases 1 to 1647 code for a protein of 548 amino acids. The transcript is spliced from 4 exons. The record is from RefSeq and is a predicted model, not a curated record. NCBI's taxonomy places the organism in Eukaryota, Fungi, Ascomycota, Leotiomycetes, Helotiales, Hyaloscyphaceae.